GAUCGCCCGCUCGCUCGCUCGCUCGCUCUCAUUCUCACUCAUUUCGCGCAAAUUGCCAAUUUAAAUUGGCCACAUUAAAUUAGUCGAGUUAUCAGCCUCCAUGCGGACGGAGGGUUUGAGACCGGAACGCCGCCACAAGUGCGCUCAUACGUAAGAAUUAAUUCAGUGACUUCAAUCAAAUAACUGCAACAAAUGGAUGAAUUCGGAGUUUUUCAAACAUUAACAAGAACUACUGUUUUGGAGUAGCCAAAAUCACUGAAAUAGCCGACAAACAGUUUCAUACAAAUACCAUAAAAAUCACAACAACCAACAAAGAUGGCGUGCUUUCCACGCAAGUUGCGUAUAUUUAAUCGUACGACAGCCAGCUUUACGCCAGCGGAGGAUGAGAAUAAAGAUACCAUGCUGAAUAAUACAGCAAAUCCAGUGCAAAUUGGUCGUUAUAUCAGACGUGAAGAGACUGCGCUUUUUACACCCAAAUCCAGUGAGCAACAGCAAACAGGAAAAUCACCGGAGCAAAUCAUUGACAACCGAAACAAUCGCACCAGCAACAACAACAAUGUCAACAACGUCAAUAAGAGCAACAGCAACAACAACAACACUAUAAGUGGUAACAAUGUAAAUGGCAGUUUGAUAAACAACGGGAGCGGCAGCAACAGCAGCAAUGUCAACAGUGUGCCGCCUAAAAAAUUCAUUUCCAACAAAGUACACAAUCUCAGCCGCAACAAUAGUGCCAACAAAAGCAACAACAACAACAAUAAAAGCAUUGUUAGCAACUCUCUGCUGAAAUCUGUGAAAGAGCGACGGCCCACAGCUCUGCCGAGCGAUGCACCAAAUUUAGGGGAAGAAGAAGAAGAACAGUAUGAUGAUGAUGAAGAGGAGCGAGAAACUGGCGAGCUCCAUAAAAUAGUGGAGGUGCAGCAGGCUGGUAAGCUGCAAGCGCUUCAUGUCAACAUAAAACAGGCUAAUGGCUAUAAGAGCAACAGCAGUGACCUGGAUACACCCACCACACCAAACAGUUCGACGCUGGCGGUGCGCUUCUUUAUUGGACAGCAUGCGCACGACGAGGACACAGCGUCCGCGCAGUCUUUAGAUGCCGGCAGUUAUCGCAGCAUAAAAGAGGUGACAGCGCAUGGCAUCAGCAGCGCGCAGCAAACACAGCAAGACCAACAACACCACCAACACCACCAACAACAUAAGCAAUUAAAGAAACUUCAGUUACAAACUGGCGAUGUUACAGAUAGUGGCAACAACAUCGUCGCUAUCACCUCCACCUCGCUGCUGCAACUACCAACACCCGAAUUGACCGCACAACGCAACUCCGAACGCAUUGCCAGCGCCUGCUCCUCCCCCACGCUCUACGGACCGCAGGCGAAGCGCAAUUCUAAAUCGAAAAGUUGGCGCAAAGCACGCGGUGGUGCCAGUGUCAGUGAGACACCUGCGCAUGAGGUGCACAUACCACCGCCACCACCGUUGCCACCGCAGCCGCUCACCACUGCCUCAUCGUCCGCUUCGUUGCUUUCGCUGCGCAGCAACAAAAUCAAACGCAGCUCUGCGGUCGCCACGUCCACCACAGCGACGCCGCAAAUCGAGGAGGGUGGCAUUAGCGCCAACGCUGAGUUUGCCACACCGCCCGGCUACGAUGUGCGGUAUGAUGGCACAACCAUGGUGACAGCGACAGCAACAGCAAUUGCUGUCCCAACAACAACAACAACGGCGAAUGAUGCAACAAAUGACAAAGAGCAAACACCAACACCAAAGGAAAGUGAUAACAGCGACACACCACAAGCGCAUCGCGUCGAGGGCGGUCUGAUAUUCACGCGUCCUAAUUUGCCCGCUAAGAAGGACGUACACAUUGAGUUCAUUGAAAAGGAUAAUGAAACACGCAAUCUCAUACGCAAGGCCAUCGAACGCAAUGACUUCCUCAAUAACUAUAUGGACAAGGAGCGCAAGGAGAUGGUCAUCGAUGCGAUGGCGCCGACAUUCUACAAAAAGGACUCUUUCAUUAUACAUGAAAAUGAUGAGGGUUCGGAAAUUUAUGUCUCCGAAACGGGUUACUUCGAUGUAAUCAAGGGUGGCAAGGUUGUGGGUAGUUUUGGACCGACAACGGUUUUCGGUGAAUUGGCCAUACUUUAUAAUGCUAAUCGUUUGGCAUCGAUACGAGCGACGGCAAAUGCGCGCGUGUGGAAAAUCACACGUGAGACAUUCCGUCAGAUUAUGGUGCUGUCCGAGUCAAAGGAACGAGAUGAAAAUUUGACAUUUUUACGUGCGGCGCCAUUCCUUAACGAUCUGUCUGAUGCGGUGCUGAACAAGGUGGUGGAUCUGUUGCAACGGAAAUACUACGAACCCAAUGCCUGCAUUGUGCGCGAAGGCGAAGUGGGCAAUGAGUUUUUCAUUAUACGUGGUGGUACGGUGACUAUCAAAAAGAAGAAUGAGCAAAAUGUGGAACGUGUAGUGGAUCGACGGAAGCGUGGUGAUUACUUCGGUGAGCAAGCGCUGCUCAAUGCGGACCGGCGACAAGCCAGCGUGUAUGCUGAUGCACCAGGCACUGAAGUGCUCAAAUUAGAUAGAGAAGCUUUCAUCAGCUAUCUCGGCACCAUACCACAGCUGCGUGAAAAGCCCGAAGAACGUAGAUCGGCCGAACGCAAGCACAGCACACGACAAUCCGAAUUUGACAACGAAUACGCUCAAGUACAGCUAACUGAUCUGAAAAAGGUUGCUACAUUGGGUGCUGGCGCUUUCGGUUGUGUGGAUUUGGUGUCUUACAAUGAUAAAACUUUCGCAUUGAAAAUCAUUAAAAAGAUCGAUGUCAUCAAACAGGACCAGGUGGAGCAUGUUUACAGCGAAAAACAUGUGAUGAUGAAGUGUCGCAGCUCGCCAUUUAUUAUUGAGUUAUAUAAGACUUUCCGCAAUGAAAAAUUCGUUUACUUCCUAAUGGAAGCUUGUAUGGGUGGUGAUGUUUGGACCGUUAUGUCGCAGCGUCGCUUCUUCGAUGAGCGUACCGCAAAAUUUAUUGCCGGUUGUGUGGUGGAAGCUUUCGACUUUUUACACUCACACAAUAUUAUUUAUAGGGAUUUGAAACCGGAGAAUUUAAUGUUAACGACGGAUGGGUAUUGCAAGUUGGUCGAUUUCGGCUUCGCCAAGCACAUACCACCCAAUCAAAAAACGAACACCUUUGCUGGUACACCCGAAUACGUUGCGCCCGAGAUCAUUUUGGAUCGUGGUCACGAUCGCGCUGUCGACUAUUGGGCGUUGGGUAUACUGAUAUUCGAAUUACUUGUGGGUAAAACACCGUUUCGUGGACAAAAUCAAAUCAAAAUUUACCAACAGAUAUUGGGUGGCAUUGACGUUAUACAAAUGCCCUCGAAAAUACCGCGUUCAGCACAGGGUCUCAUCAAGCACUUGUGUAAGCAAUUGCCGGCCGAGCGUUUGGGUUAUCAGCGUCGCGGCAUUUUAGAUAUUAAGCGUCAUAGUUGGUUUGACAAUUUGGAUUGGAAUAAGUUGAAGUACAAGCAAUUGCCAUCACCGAUAAAGCGUCCCAUAACAUGCAACACUGAUUUGCAGUACUUUGGUCCAGCCGGUGUGGAGAAUGACUAUGAUCCACCAGAUGAAACUAGUGGUUGGGAUAUCGAUUUCUAAGGAGCACAAGCAAUGUCAAUAUACUUUCGAAAAAGCAAUUUAUAUUUUACAUAACAUAUUUACAUUACAGUUAGACUUAAAUUAUUUACAAUUAUUUCUUAGGUAUGAACUUUUUAUAAAGUAAUUAUGUUAUAAUUCUUAUAGUGUAAGCAACUAAUUUUGACAAAACUUCUUCAAAUUUAUAUUUUAGUCCAUGCCAAACUAGUUAGAUAUUUUAUGAAAUUUUAAGAAAAAAAAAUUAAUUGUUUACCGAUAUAUGUAUGUAGGUCGAUAAAAAAUACUAGACUAAUAAAAAACCUUGUAUGACACCGUAGAAAUAACGGUAUAUUUUUGGAAAUAAAGAUCUAAUGAUAUUACAAA
Messenger RNA from Zeugodacus cucurbitae (melon fly), 3996 nucleotides. RefSeq names its product cGMP-dependent protein kinase 1. The transcript is spliced from 12 exons. The record is from RefSeq and is a predicted model, not a curated record. NCBI's taxonomy places the organism in Eukaryota, Metazoa, Arthropoda, Insecta, Diptera, Tephritidae. The coding region runs from base 316 to 3636 and encodes 1106 amino acids. Gene Ontology annotation, molecular function: cGMP-dependent protein kinase activity; ATP binding. Gene Ontology annotation, biological process: protein phosphorylation.